AUGCGAGUCAUCAAAAAAGCGGUCAGAAAUUCUACCUUUCUUACUAAAUCUGCUAAAAAUAUUCCGAAACUGGCUGUGGAAAUGAAAUUGAAAUCUUUGCGAUGUCCUUUAUGUAUUGAAUAUUUCAUCCCAUCUUACAAAGAUCCAAAGUGCCCAGUCAUUACGAAAUGUGGAAUUCUGUUGUGCUUACAAUGUUUGAAAAAUGAACCCGACAAAACGAAAAGAAGUUUCCCUUGUAAAUCAAAUUGUGCUGAUUGUUUGAGUGAAGUAGCGCCUGCACACUUCCUUUUUGGUAUUUUGAACGAAAUUUUGAAUUGUGUGAAUGGGAUUGAAGGAUUUCUGAGUACUCCAAUAGCUUAUCGAGCGAAGAUUCAAAGACAAAUGGAAUGUGAAAUCUGUCAUGAUGGAUAUGAAAUGGAGAAAUCCGAUAAAAUGCCUCAUCCACUCGACUGUGGACACACAUUUUGUUAUCGAUGUUGUCUCGAACUCUCACAAAUUACGAUUCGCCCAAGCGCUUUCUUUCAAAUCGCUGACAAGGAAAGCUGCAACUUCCAUUACUCUCAAAUCGAUUCAUUUAAAUUCAAAUCUCAACAUAAACUUUAUCUUUACACCAUUCAAGUUGUCAAUCAAAAUUUGGGAGGACAAAAGAAAAAAAUUUAUGUCACGGUUAAACAAGAAGAAAAAGUGAUUCGAAAAAUUGCGGCAAUGGUUGCAGGACCAGGACCAAUAAAUUUUCCAUUGAUUGUUCCGGUUGAGUUAACUCCCCAAACAAUUUACACAAUAGGAUUUGAACUUGAAGAAAACGGAGGAAUCAAUCAUAAUGGGUCUUUUCUCGGAUCACAGACUGUUGAUGGGAACAAAUAUGAAAUCAGCUUCUCAGAUUACGGACACAAGAAUUUGACUCAAGGCUGGCAUUCGUUUGUUCUGAUUGUUGGAAAAGAGCGCUUCAAUUCAUAUUUCAACGCUCCAAAGACUAAAGGUUUAGAGCUAUUGAUUGACGAAUGCUUUUUGCCCGACUAUAAUCCAAAGAGUGAAAUAAUCAAUUGUCCGCUUUGUUCAAAAGUCUCUGAUUUUAUUCCAAUUAUUGAUUCCAAUCAUCCAAAGGAACAUUGUUUAAAAGAAUUUAUGAUCGAAUUCGAGGAUUUACUUCAAAAAGCAAAAAUGCUUUCUUGUGAAUGUGGAAAAUCGGUUGAUGUGGAUGAUCUUCUCACCUGUAUCACUUGCAAAGCUGGAGAAAGCAAUACUAAAUCCGUGCCCAUUUGUGCAAAAUGUUUUGUCGCAAACCACAACGGACAUCACUUUGAACCGGCUGCAAAACAGGAGAUUCUAUCAAUGAACAACCAAAUGUCAAGCUUUUUGCAAAUGAAUCUCAAGACAUAUGAAGUGAUUAUUCCAACAUUGAGCGAAAAAGUGGCUGAAUUGUUAGAAGCGAUUCCAAAGAAUUGUGAAGACUUUGAGGAGAAGAUGCAGGCAAAUGUCUCGUAUGAAAAAGCUUUUGAAAAAGUGGCUGAAUGCAGAGAACUCGCGAAAAACUAUGAAACAAUUUGCGAAGAUUUCGUCCCUCAUCUUCGUGGUUUGGAAAAGAAAUUGCAGCAAAUUGUCGUCAGUGUGGAGAAGCUGAAAACGCUCGCACCGGAAAGCUCAAAA
Messenger RNA from Mesorhabditis belari, 1647 nucleotides. NCBI's taxonomy places the organism in Eukaryota, Metazoa, Nematoda, Chromadorea, Rhabditida, Rhabditidae. The record is from the annotation of a GenBank genome assembly.